GCAGAGGGCUGAGCUUCCCCUGUUUGUCCUGAGAAUGAUCUCGCAGACGUGCGUAAGCUGUGGUGAGAACUACUUCUCCUUUCUCUUCCUCUCUCUCAGAUGCUCAUCACAGGAAACCAUAUAACUGCCACUUAACAGCCGGCUUAAAGCUGUUUUUGCUGUCGCUGACUUUACCAGGUUUGCAUCUGGAUGGGGACCUGUGGAUGGGGGGCACAAGUAGGCAACAUUCGGGACCUCACGCGACCUGGUCACACUGAAUGGAAGGGAGAUCUGGAGAUCUCUCUAGAGGGAACAAAAAUUCUGGGUCCCCUUGAGACCCCAGUCAGGCACCAACCACCAACAGCAGCAUUACCACUCGACAGGCCCGGAGAGAUACGUUCACUAUGAACAACUCAAGCAUCUGUGUGGACAUAGAUCACAGCUACAUCAGUGACGUGCUGAUGGGCAUAUACAUCCUGGCCUUCGUGCUCGGCCUGAUCUUCAACCUUCUAACGCUGGGGCCAAUCCUGCGUCAGGUGUGCAGCCAAAAUGUGCUGGGGGUGUACCUGCUCAACCUGUCCAUCUCUGACCUGCUAUACAUUUUCACCAUGCCCCUCUGGAUUUACUAUUACCAUAGCGACCACCGCUGGACCCUGGGGCUGCAGGCCUGCCAGCUGGCCGGCUUCUUUUACUACUCCAACAUGUACGUCAGUAUCUACCUGCUGUGCUGCAUUUCGGUGGACCGCUGCCUGACCGUCACCUUCCCCCUGAAGGCCAGAGUCUUCCGCCGUUCCCGCUACGCCUGGGCCAUCUGCGUGCUGGUGGCCACCGUGGUCAUGGCCCUGCACGCCCUGGUGCUGGUCUGGGAUAAAGUGGAUAACCCCCUGGACAAGAACCAGCGCUGCUACGAGAGCUACCCCAUGACCAGCAGGGUGGCGCUUUUCAACCUGAUCCGGGUGGGGGUGUCCUUCAUGGGGCCCCUCCUGGUCCUGGGGUUCUGCUACAUGCGGAUCUUCUCCAAGGUGCGGCGCAGCUGCGGGGUGGAGGAGCAGGUCAAGCGCAAGGUCAAGCUGCUGUCCAUCGCCGUCUUGGUCAUCUUCACCGUCUGCUUCGCCCCCUACCACAUCCUGCUGCUGACGCGCUCCCUGGCCUUCUACUGGAUGGAAAAGUCGCAGAACUGCGCCUUUGAGCAGAAGCUGCACUUCUACUUCUCCUGCACGUUGGCCCUGUCCAGCCUGAACAGUGUGAUUGACCCGCUGCUCUACGUGCUGGCCAGCAACGGGGUGAAGGAGGAAAUACGCCGUUUCUGCUGGCGGGCCGGGGACUUGGGCCUGAAGGACAAGGGCACCUACCACCCGCACCAGAGCACGCAGGCAUGCCUCACCAACCUGACAUAAUCCCGGGCGAGCCUACUGCACCUCAUCAACAUGCGUGCGAGAGAGCGAGCGCGUGCUCGCACCUGCGCGACCGGCCAGCGUCCAUAUUUAAACUGGAUUCACUGUGUCCCUUCAUCUGAAGGAGGAAGUGAGCAGAUGUGUUUUUAGGAGCAUGGAUGGGAGCUGGGGUCCAGGACACUGGGAAUAGACGGAUACUCUCCCAGGAGAUUCCCCACAGAAUCUAUUCAAACGCUCAAUCUCAAGCAAUCCGCUGCAUUGCUCGGGUGUUUCUUUAAAAUCAUGGAAGGGACACAAUGAAUUAUUCAUAGAAAAACCUUUCUCCUCAAGCGCUCACACAAUGUAAUGUUAUCAGUUUGAGGGACUUGAACUGUGAUAUCGCACAAAAACAUCUUAGUGGAUAAAUUCAUGCUUUUAACAUGUAAAAUGACUGUGAUUGUGCAUACCCUCUCUUUUUGUAUUGCAUUUUUAAAAUGUCUGAAAUGUGAGUGACAUGUAGUGCAAGCUUUUUUACAGUGAUGCUUUUUUAUUUUUUAUUUCUUAACAGGAUUUCUCGGUUAGGUGCUUAUUUUCUGGCAACAGACUAGCUUUUUAGACUGGCACAGAGACCGAAAACACUUCAGCUGUCAUCAAAAAGCCUAUAAUGAAUAUAUACAUAACCUAUACUUGUUAUGUUAAUAGACUCUUAUGAAUGUAUUGAUGUCAACAGUUUGCCUAAAACAUUUAAUAGAGUUCGUGUUUAAAUGUAUUCAUAAAUGACAAACAAUUUCAAGGUCCUGUGAAGAGAUUAAUGAAGUAUAAGCUUUUCAAUUACAUGUAAUUAAAAUGUCUGUUCACAACAGU
Messenger RNA from Anguilla anguilla (European eel), 2216 nucleotides. RefSeq names its product G protein-coupled receptor 184 (gene gpr184). Gene Ontology annotation, cellular component: membrane. Gene Ontology annotation, molecular function: G protein-coupled receptor activity. NCBI's taxonomy places the organism in Eukaryota, Metazoa, Chordata, Actinopteri, Anguilliformes, Anguillidae. The transcript is spliced from 2 exons. The record is from RefSeq and is a predicted model, not a curated record. Gene Ontology annotation, biological process: negative regulation of G2/M transition of mitotic cell cycle; G1/S transition of mitotic cell cycle; G protein-coupled receptor signaling pathway. Bases 384 to 1376 code for a protein of 330 amino acids.